This is a messenger RNA of Elgaria multicarinata webbii, 6105 nucleotides long. RefSeq names its product sestrin 2 (gene SESN2). The transcript is spliced from 10 exons. The coding region runs from base 108 to 1778 and encodes 556 amino acids. Gene Ontology annotation, cellular component: nucleus. The record is from RefSeq and is a predicted model, not a curated record. Gene Ontology annotation, biological process: positive regulation of macroautophagy; cellular response to L-leucine; negative regulation of TORC1 signaling. NCBI's taxonomy places the organism in Eukaryota, Metazoa, Chordata, Lepidosauria, Squamata, Anguidae. Gene Ontology annotation, molecular function: L-leucine binding; oxidoreductase activity, acting on peroxide as acceptor.
AGAGAGUUCGACUCCGGAGCGGGGAAAGCCGCGCUUGGGCGUUCUGGAACCUUGAUGCGCCGGGACGUUCUAGAAUCUUGCCACUUUUCGGACGUUCUAGAACCCUGAUGCGCCGGGACGUUCUAGAACCCUGCCACUUUUCGGACGUUCUACCGUGGAACCAUCAUCCCCCGGGGGGUGCAGCCUCCUGUGACACUUGCCGCCGGCUCCGGGAGCUGCUCCUUGUGCCCGGUCCUGUCGAAUCCUCCUCUCUCGACCCUUCUUCGAAGAAGCUAGAAAGUCUCCCAACUUCGCAGGAGAGCUGCUUGUCCAGAUUAAAACGACAACACGACACCAUGAUCGUCUCAGACCCCGAGAAUAGCGACCCUUCCGGAGUCCAAGGCUACUUACCCUGCGAGAGCUGCGGGACUUUGAGGAGAAAAAAGGACAGAGGGAUAAAAAUCCCCCGGCAGCUGGGAAGAGGCCCGACUUCGUUCAUCCCGGUGGAGGAGAUCCUCCAAGAAGGAGUAGAGAGUGCCCAGCGGCGCCUCUUCGUCGAGGCCUUCAUUUCGACGGGCAGGGUGGACAACAUUACCAUGGUGAUGGGGCUGCAUCCAGAGUAUUUGACAAGCUUCUGGAAGACUCAGUAUCUGCUGCUGCGGAUGGACGGGCCGCUACCAUAUCACAAGCGCCACUACAUUGCGAUCAUGGCUGCUGCUAGACAUCAGUGUUCCUAUCUGGUUGGCUUCCACAUGGGGGAGUUCCUGCAGGUGGGCGGAGAUCCGGAGUGGCUGCGCGGCUUGCAGUACGCCCCGCAGAAGCUGAGGAACCUCAAUGAAAUUAACAAGAUCUUGGCCCACCGGCCCUGGCUCAUUACGAAGGAGCACAUUGAGGCGCUCCUGAAAACGGGGGAGAACAGCUGGUCCCUGGCGGAACUCAUCCAGGCCCUGGUGCUCCUCACGCAUUACCACUCGUUGGCCUCCUUCGUCUUCGGCUGUGGCGUCAAUCUGGAGAUCGACCAAGAAGGAGGACAUGCCUUCCGGCCACCUUCGCCACGCAGUUGCGACAGCAGCCCAGGAUCGGAGGACGGGGUGAACAGCUCCAGCGGCACGGAUGCUAUGGAGGAGGUGGAAGUGCUGAUGGAGAGGAUGAAGCUGCUGCAGGAGUGCCAGUUGGAAGAGGAAGGAGUCACCCAGGAGGAGAUGGAGACCCACUUUGAGAGGGAGAAAAGAGAAAGCCUGCUCGUUACGCCUUCGGUAGAUAUUGCUGAACACUCCCUGCCCCCCAACGUCCUGUGCUUUGUGGAGGAUCCAGAGUUUGGAUACAAGGAUUUCACUAGGAGAGGGGAGCAGACGCCCCCGACUUUCCGAGCUCAGGACUACACCUGGGAAGACCAUGGCUACUCACUCAUCAACCGCUUGUAUCCUGACGUGGGGCAAUUGCUCGAUGAGAAAUUCCAAGUGGUGUAUAACUUGACCUAUAACACCAUAGCUAUGCACAGCGGGGUGGACACAUCCAUGCUCCGGAGGGCCAUCUGGAAUUACGUUCACUGUGUCUUUGGCAUUCGGUACGACGACUAUGAUUACAGAGAGGUGAACCAGCUGUUGGAGCGCAGUUUGAAAAUCUACAUCAAAACCGUGGCCUGCUACCCAGAGAAAACCACCAAGCGAAUGUACACUCACUUCUGGAGACAUUUCAAGCAUUCUGAGAAGGUGCAUGUCAAUCUACUUCUCCUCGAGGCCCGCAUGCAGGCUGCCCUGCUCUAUGCGCUCCGUGCCAUCACCCGCUACAUGACCUGAUGGGACGGGGCUCCCUCUCAUCCUGGAAAGGGCGGACUCGCUGCUGGAGAGAGGGGAGCUUUUUCCCUAAAGACUUGUUCCUGGAACGCAUUGUGAAAAACAUUUGUUACCUCACCCCCUCCUGUGGCUUUUUGGAGACAGGUGUGUGUGUGUGUGUGUGCAUGUGUUGAAGGUGUUUUGAACACCUCUUGCCAUGAGACAAACCAAGAGGCAGAGUUGCGAAGGGGUGGAAACCAAGACUGUUCAGCCGCACAUCUGGUGGAAACCAACUUUGGGCAUGCCCGGCCUUCUUUCCUAAGACUCUGGAGCCAUCCUUGGCACGCUGUGUGUUCGUUGGCUAGGCCACUGCUGAGCCCUGGGGUCAAGGUUUGAUGCUUGGCUGUUGACCAGGGACCCUGCUGUCUGGAAGACUCCUUUUGCCCAAGCCGAGAUCUCUUGAUCGGCCCGAUGGGUGUCAAAAUCUGUCGCGACUUUUGGCUGUGGCUGCUGCAAGCUACCUCCCCUUCCUCCCACCCUGGUGAUUCAGUGCAAUGAAUUCGGGAUCUUGUGACUUUGCAAUGGCCAAACCAGCUGAGGCGAACACUCGAUCAACGAAAGCGGGAGAUCACUCAUCCAGGAUGUGGCGCUAUCCUUUCUCUGUGGCCUCUUCCUGCUGUCGGAUGUUGAAUGUAGGCCUUUGAAUGUUCGAGCAGAUCGCCCUGGUCUCUCUUUUUUAAGGACGUUUCAAGGCGACUGGCUAACAAGACUCGGGGAUGGCGACAUACGGGGGGGGGGCUAGAUGAACCUAAAACCGAGCCGUAUGCCACGGCGCGUGGCGACUACACUACAUUUUUUCUUUGCUUCGCACCUGAGAGAGCUGCACUCCAAACGCUCUCCUCGUUUCACGGAGAGACGCAGGAGUCUCCGGGCCACUGUAAAAACAGCAGCUGGCUUAGAGAAGUCACAGUGGGCAAAGAAUAGAGGGCUGGCAGAUUAUCUUUACAUUGUCAGCAUUGCCGCUGGAAAUGGGGAGAGAGUCUUCCCCAGGCAAGGGUGGGCAAACUCUCCCAACUGAGGAAACCGGUUUGGAGUACAUGGAUCUCUGUUUCUUAUCCAGAAUGUACGGGGGCUCCACUUGUCAAAAUGGAGAUAUGGAAGAGAAUGUCCUACGAUGCUCCUGUCCCUUUAAAAACAACAACUACCUCUCCUGAUGGAAAGGAGUGUGGGUUUGGUUGUCUUGCAGACCUCAGCGUCUGCUCUUGCUCAAAUGUUUAUGUUUGGGGCAUUGUGAAGCUAUUACUUUCUUGACAUCCAGACGUCACCACUCAAAAAGCCCAAAUUGUUAACUUUAGAAAUGGGAAUGGCUCCCUCUCUAAAUAGUUUAUCUACUUUUGGGGGGGAUUAGGCAGUAAUGCUGCCAUCCUAGGUGACCCAGAGUUGGAGAUUAAACAGAAAUUCUCAAAAGGCCGAUGCCUGGUCUCUUCAUGCGAUGGGAUGAGGCAAUAGAUUACAGGCGUGAGAAAUGUCGUGUUAAAAUGCCCUCUGCCUUAAAAAGAAAAACCAUUUCCCCUGCAAUUAGAAAACUAGCAUGAAGGAUGCAGGCUUGGUUUGAGCUUAUCUCCCUGAAGUGCUAGUUCUUUAUCUCCAAGGAAGUUUUACCUAAGGGGUACAUGGCAGGGGGGCAGCCCAUUCUAACUGCCUCAUACUCCUGCAUGUGUAGAGCAGCCAAAAUGGUCCCCUAAAAAGUAUGCACUUGGGGAGUGGUGAGGUUAUGAGCAACCAGCCUUGACGUUCCCUGCUGCAGUUUCAUUCCCAUCCCAAGUUAACGGGUCCUUCAACUUAGGAGAACCCACACUCUUCAUCUGCCUUAACUGGUUUCCCUGCUCAGUUCUGCUUGUCUUAGUAAGAAGAGAGUAGGACCCUAAACUGUGAAGAAAAGAGGUGGCUUAAAAAAACCCCGGCCACAAGCCUACUCCUGUUGGGUCUUUCAAGCUACUAAUCUUUCGCCGUUGCCACCACACACCCUUUCUACUUCAAGAAGGAACUAAGUGUCCCAUCAUUUCAACAAGUCAAAUACUUAAGGUUGCAAUCCUGCACAUGUUUAAACGGGGGGAAAGUCCUACAACUCCCAGCAUUCCCCAGCUAGCUGGGAGUUGUAGGACUUUUUUCCUGUCUAAACUUGCAUUGGAUUGUGUUCAAAGGCAGGGGAAGGGAACCUCCCAUUGGCCACGCUGGCUGGGGCUGAUGGGGUUUGGAGUCCAGCAACUUUCCCCUUUCAGUUUUGCAAUCUUGAAAUUUACCUCUUGGGUUGUUCACAUGUGACAGUUCAUGCCGAACUCACAAGAGAAUGUCCGCAACGCUUUUGUUGGCUUGUUCUGUAUGUGGUACUGGCUCCUAUAUAUAUAUAUAUAUUAUAUGGAAUUAAAAGCCCACUCUCAGAGCAGUAGUAAGCACUCAACUCCUGGAAAACGAGCAAGAAAUUCCCCCCGUUCCCCUUGCCGUUGCUACUCAACGAGAAUAAGCCGAGAAUAGUACCUACGAAGAUGGGUUCCCCAGGAAAAUGUGAACCCUUUCAGGCAUUUCUGAAAUAUUGGAAAGACUCCUUUUGAAGCAAACAACUCAAGUUACAAGUUGCUAAAUUUAACCAUUGCAGGCAUGGGCAGAGGUUGCUGAGGCUAAGCAGUUUGGAGAUGGGGGGGGGGGCAUUGACUCUGAAACUCAAUGCUGUCCUCCUUAGCUUUCCCUCAGUGCAGAGUUUGGUCAGGUCAGAGGUGAGCUCCAUUACCUCUUAAGUUGGCCAGGAUCCCACACUCCGUGAUCCCUAGACAUGACGUGUUAGCUGUCCAAGGUCUGGCAGUGUAUGCUGUUCAGUGCCCCAGGAAAAGGUUACGAAGCCAUGCACGCCCAGGGAAAAGCUAGAGCAGUCUUUUCAAAUCACGUGGGCCGAAGAAACCGUACCCGGGAUUAAUUUGCAGGAGCCUUUCUCACGAAACACAAAAUUCAUCUUGUCUAUGAAACAACACCCAAAAGCCUGUUUGCGGCAGCCUUCGGUACAGAGCCUUGCUUUCCUUUUCUUUUAUUAGGAAUGCUGGUUGGGGGGUGUAGAGUUAAUCAUUAUUUUUUGGUGCUUGUCUGUUUUGUGUGUGUGUGUGUGUGUGUUUCCUGGUUAAACUCUCGAUCGCCGGAACCAUCACUUGCCUGAUUUCUGUAAAUGCCUUGAGAUAAUUGAGCAAAAGAGAUAAUUUUUGUCGAACUGAAACUUCUUACUCUCCAGAUUGCCGCCGGGGGGGAGGGGAGGGGAGGGGGGGGAACCAAUCUAAAAGGCUGGGGUUGAUGCUUGGCCGCUUGGCUUACUCCGCUUCAAGGCGCUGUACAAUCGCCGUGUGUUUAACUUUUGGACACAUCCUGUGCUACAAAGCCAGACUCUCCUGUCUUUCUGAAGUGGGAGGCUCAGCUCUGCAAGGAUCUAAACGCCCAGGCUGCACACGGUGGGAUCUUACGAUUGAGCUGUCACUUUUUUUUUUUAACAGAGGGACUCAUUGGGAGCAGCUUUCCUAGAGUAGCCCAACGCUUCGCUUCUCGGCAGAAACAAAAUAGUUUCUCCCCUCUUCAAUAAAGCAUAAUUGCUUGUUCUCUUUGCCCGUGGCAGUAUUGCACAUCCAGGCGGCAAAUGCACUGUGAAAUUCAAAUGCUAGCUUGUGUCUCGUGACUAGAUGGAGCUGAGCUGGUCUCGGCUCUUCUUCAAGCUGCUUUUGAAACCUUUCUUCCCUUCCCUCCCCCACCCUGGCUUUCCAAGCUAAAAUAGUUUGCCCCCUUUUCCUUAGGUAGUUUAAAACCCACGCCCACACAACAUCCCUGGGCUGCUUUUGUCCACAACCAGGUGUUCUCUCUUGUUUUAUCCUGCGUCAAGCUUUGUCCACGUCCUCGUUUAGACCUGGAGAUGUACUGGGGCAGAAUAACGUGGAGUGAAGGACGAGAAGGAGAGCAAAACGUCCAUAGGUUGAGUGUGCCACUACAUUUCGCACUCGUGACGGUCUCUGUGAAAUGACCCUUGUUGGAUCUCUUUGCCAUCUGGUAUCCUCUCUCUCUCUCUCUCCCCUCCCCUCCCCUCCCCCCCCCCCCCCGUUUCUCUCUCUCCUUGCCUCCCCUGGAGUCGAACAGGAAUAUAGACCUGGCAGCCUCUGCCAUCUUACUGAACCUUCUCUCCAUAUAAGUUAUGUUGUCGUUUUUUUAAAUGUAUUUACUCUUGACUUGUACCAAUGUUGUGACUUUGCUACCAGUUCUUGUUGUUAUUAUUGGGGGGGGGGGCACGGAGGCGAGAAAUAAAGUUGCCUUUUUGUUUUCCAAA